UUGGGGGCACAGAUCUUCCCUGCUAAAGGGCUGUGGUUGCCUUGGGCUGGUACAGACGCCCAAACAAAAUGUAUAGCAUUUCUGCCCUAAUUAGUUCUCCAAAGCUCUCCAAAGCCAAUGGCAAUUUUAAUUCCUGGAACACAAACAAAUAUGGCUGAGGCUGUUUACUGUACAAGUUUACUUCUCAUUUUGUUUGGAUGGCAGUUAGUUUUAAAAUGGUAAUUGUGGGCUCAUGUGCCAAUAAGCGCACAUACAAAAUGCCUCAGGCAGCCGUGCAGUAUGUUUCUUUUUCCCACAUUCCCAACCAUAAUCUCUGGGCUGUUCUUGCUUACUUGCACCAGCAUUGAUUUACACACAGCAGCACCCACACCUCAACAAACACUGUAGGAACUGGAUUUAGCUGCACUGCCCUUUUAAUAUAAACAGUAAGAUCUAUGGCCUAGACCUGGCAAGGAGGGCUUUCAGAGAUUCAGGGUGAGUGAAAGGCUGUAAAUUGCUUUCCAUCAGUCUCUGUAAAAGAGCACCAGUUCUCUGUUAUAUCAAACCAAUUUUGAGCAUUGUGAGCUACAAUAUCCAAUGAGGAUACAGUAGCAAAAGGGGGCAAGGGACAAAAACUGAGUUUUAUAUAUAAGGAGUAAUUUAUAAUGAAUCAUGCAUUGUGCAAAGUGCAAAAAAAUGCCACAAAUUCUCAUGUGGGCUGUACCUCCUGCUGCUCUCUAAUUUGCGCAUUUUGAAUGAGAGGGCCAAUACAAGACAGAACCUAUAGAGCCCUGACUAACACAGUCAGCACUUAGGGUUGCCACCGGCCAGUAAAUAUGAUGUUUGAUUUUAAUGUUAUUAAUAGAAUAUAAACAUAAAAAUAUUUGAAGGUCUGUAUUUUUUCCCAAGAAAGGUGGCAACCCUAUCAGUGCUGUAUUUUGAGGGGGGAGUCACAGGUCUUUGCACUACGAAAGGGCUGCGGCCAUUGUUCAAGAACACUACACAGUGUGCAAAGUAAAAAAAAAUUGCAGCUUUCCAAUCCAAUUCAGAAACCAUCCAGUUUCCAGUAUUUAAGUUCAAGCCCUUAGCUUUUGAAUUUGUUUUCGGUAAAAAUGCAUUUUACACGGAUAAAAAGAAACCCUCAAAAUAAAUUAAUGAGUCAUUCCAAACUCGUUUGCAAUUAAAGUUGUUUUUCUAAUUUUCAAGCUACUAGUAAUGAUGUGUGAAUCUGUCCUAUUUUGCUUUGCGGACAAUUUGCAAAAUGGACGUUGUGCUCAUUGGGGUUUAUGGGCAUUUUUUUGCUGCAAAACCUGGUGAAAAAUUUCAGUCAUCAAUAACUACUAGCAGUAUUUACACUGCUAAUAAAAUUAAAUUGAGACAACAGCACCAUCUGGAGUGGUAUCUGCUGUGCUAAAUUUUAAAACCCUAGAAAAAAAUGCACUACAGUAGAUUGAUUUUUCUCCUUUAAUCUGCAUGCGGCCUCUAACCUCUGAAUAAUGCACAAAAGGCCCUAUGUAAGGUGCCCACAUUUAUCACAGACCAUGUUUAUUUGUGUUUUGUUUUCCUUUGCAGCCAUCAUUAUGAAAGUUGCAGUGAUCGGAGCAGGGGCAAGUGGACUGACUGCAAUUAAGUGCUGCUUAGAUGAAGGUUUGGAACCCACCUGCUUUGAAAGGAGUGAUGAUAUUGGUGGGGUCUGGAGAUUUACAGAACAUGUGGAGAAUGGCAGAGCCAGCAUCUAUGAAUCUCUUGUUAGCAACACCAGCAAAGAAAUGAUGUGCUACAGUGACUUCCCUAUGCCAGACACCUUCCCUAACUUUCUUAACCACACAAAAAUGAUGGACUAUUACAGGAUGUAUGCUGAGACGUUCAAUCUAUUGAAAUAUAUACAAUUCAAGACAUUAGUAUGUAACAUAAGAAAACACCCCAGUUUUCAGAGUACGGGUCAAUGGGAAGUCACUAUAGACAAAGAUGGAAAACAACAAACGUCCACCUUCAAUUUUGUCAUGAUCUGUACUGGUCAUUACUCGGAUCCAUAUUAUCCAUUGGACUCUUUUCCCAGCAUACAACAAUUUCAAGGUCAAUAUUUUCACAGUCGAGACUUCAAGAGGUCUGAUGGAUAUAAAGGGAAAAAAGUCCUAAUUAUCGGAACAGGCAGUUCAGCAUGUGAUAUUGCUGUAGAACUAAGUCGAACAGCUGCACAGGUUUUUCUUAGCACAAGGAAAGGAACCUGGGUAACAAGUCGUACCAGCGAUAAAGGAUAUCCAUGGGAUGCCUGUUUGUUCACUAGGUUUCAGGAGUGGUUCAAGAACAAACUGCCAUCAUCCAUUGUUUUGUGGUGGACUGAGAAAAAAAUUAAUAUGUGGUUUCAACAUGCAAACUAUGGUCUUCAGCCUACUAAGAGUUCUCAGUUUAGGGAGCUUGUGUAUAAUGAUGAACUACUAAGCCGUAUAACAUGUGGAUCCGUAUUGGUGAAGUCAGCCGUAACAGAGAUCACUGCUACUUCAGUUGAAUUCGAUGAUGAAACAACAGAAAAGGAUAUUGAUGUUGUCAUCUUUGCUACAGGAUAUAUUUAUAACUUCCCUUACUUUGAUGAGCCCAUUAUUAAAGCUGACAACAGUAUAAAUUUAUAUAGAAAUAUUUUUCCUGCAAGCUUGAAAAAGCCAACAUUAGGAUUCAUUGGUCUUAUCCGCCCACUGGGUCCCUUUAUGUCUGUUGCAGAGGUCCAAGCUCGCUGGGUCACAAGGGUGUUUAAGGGUUUGUGCAAUUUUCCGCCACAAGAAGCCAUAAUGAAGGAUAUUGCUAAGAAAAAAGAGAACUUCAUUAAAAGGUUUGGAAAGCCACAACAGAGCAACAGUUUGACAAUGGAAUAUAUAGAAUACCUGGAUGAGCUGACAUCUGAUAUCGGUGCUAAGCCCAACAUUUUAAGCUUCCUUCUAUCAGAUCCAGCUCUUGGUUGGAUGCUCUACUUUGGACCAUGUACACCAGCUCAAUACCGUUUGACAGGGCCUGGGAAAUGGCGACAUGCCAGGAAUCAUAUUAUGACCACUUGGGAUCGAAUUGUAAAGCCAACAAGAACAAGAGUUGUAAAGAAAGUUGAAAAAUCCAUUGCAAUUACAUUUUUAUUAUCUGCUGUGUGUGCUCUGACUUUGCUAUUAGCUGCACUUAUGUACCAAUGUUAGCAAAAUGUGCAGAAAAUAAGUGUAUUCCUUAUACAGAGAAAUAGCAAUUUAGAUUCACAUGCAUAACAAUGAGAAACUGCAGAAAUGACAAAGAGUUUAAAUCAAUUUACGCCUUUUGAACAAUAAUAUUGCCAGGUCCAAUUGAGUUAUUUUACAUUACAUAAAAAUAAAAUAUACCACUAUCACUUUGUCACUAAACAA
Molecule: messenger RNA, 3359 nt
Organism: Xenopus tropicalis (tropical clawed frog)
Lineage: Eukaryota; Metazoa; Chordata; Amphibia; Anura; Pipidae
Product: dimethylaniline monooxygenase [N-oxide-forming] 2
Exons: 8
Coding region: 1476-3158 (560 amino acids)
Cellular component (GO): endoplasmic reticulum membrane
Molecular function (GO): NADP binding; flavin adenine dinucleotide binding; trimethylamine monooxygenase activity
Source: RefSeq, a predicted model, not a curated record